Molecule: messenger RNA, 650 nt
Organism: Cornus florida
Lineage: Eukaryota; Viridiplantae; Streptophyta; Magnoliopsida; Cornales; Cornaceae
Product: transmembrane emp24 domain-containing protein p24beta2-like
Exons: 4
Coding region: 1-639 (212 amino acids)
Biological process (GO): Golgi organization; intracellular protein transport; endoplasmic reticulum to Golgi vesicle-mediated transport
Cellular component (GO): Golgi apparatus; endoplasmic reticulum; endoplasmic reticulum-Golgi intermediate compartment
Source: RefSeq, a predicted model, not a curated record
AUGGGAAUUUGGUCAUUGCAAUGUGUAAUUAUUGUAACGUUGUUGCUUUUGUCGAUCCUACAAGAGACAUUGGGGCUUAGGUUUGCAAUUAACAAAGAAGAAUGUUUCUCUUAUGAUGUUCUAUACGAAGGCGACACAGUUCAUGUUUCUUUUGUUGUCAUUAGGGCUGAAACAUCGUGGCAUUAUGAUGAUGAAGUUGUUGAUCUUGUGAUAAAGGGGCCUUCUGGUGAGCAGAUUCACGAUUUCCGGGACAAGGCGAGUGAGAAGUAUGAAUUUGUGGUUCACAAGAAAGGCCUCCACUAUUUCUGCUUCACUAACAAGUCUCCUUUUCAAGAAACCCUAGACUUUGACGUGCAUAUUGGCCAUUUUGCAUACUUUGAUGUGCACGCAAAGGAUGAACAUUUCAACCCUUUGUUGGAAGAGAUCACAAAGUUAGAGGAAGCUCUUUACAACAUCCAGUUUGAACAGCAUUGGAUAGAGGCUCAGACUGACCGCCAGGCAAUAGUGAAUGAAGCAAUGAGUCAGAGAGCCAUCCACAAGGCAAUGUGUGAAUCAGCAGUACUCAUCGGAGCUAGUGUCCUCCAAGUCUACCUACUGAAACGCCUCUUUGAAAGAAAGCUUGGGACAUCCAGAGUUUAGAUUCUUUUGCU